Messenger RNA from Alternaria atra, 522 nucleotides. RefSeq lists its product as uncharacterized. Bases 1 to 522 code for a protein of 173 amino acids. The record is from RefSeq and is a predicted model, not a curated record. The transcript is spliced from 2 exons. NCBI's taxonomy places the organism in Eukaryota, Fungi, Ascomycota, Dothideomycetes, Pleosporales, Pleosporaceae.
AUGCGGCUGCAGGCUAUCCGCCGGUCAGAGACAGUUCGCGAUCAGACAAAAUUCAUUAUCUUCCUCGGCACGCCGCACCGGGGCAGCGCAUACGCAGGCUGGGGUCAGAUUGCUUCGAACCUCGCUCGUCUGGCACUGCAAGACUCGAACAAGCGGCUGCUCGAGACGCUCGAAGUGAACAACGAAGUGCUCGACAACAUCCACGAGGAGUUUAAGACGAUUGCGUUCAAGGGAACGCUGAAGGUCCACACCUUCCAGGAGUCACGCGGAAUUAGUGGCAUGAAAGGGCUUAACGAGAAGGUGGUGGACGACUUCUCGUCGAAACUCGACCUCCCGCGAGAACUAGAGACGGUGGAGAGCAUCGACGCGAACCACAUGCAAAUGGCUCGAUACAGCAGCCGAGACGACCAAGGGUACCGUGCCGUCUCUGGUGUGUUGAAGGCCUUUGUGCGGCAGGAGCUAGGAAGCCAGCAGGUACCGCCUGCUGUUGUCGUAGACACGGCGGACGUUGCAUGUACGUAA